Messenger RNA from Haliotis rufescens (red abalone), 1866 nucleotides. RefSeq names its product bcl-2-related ovarian killer protein-like. Gene Ontology annotation, molecular function: protein homodimerization activity; protein heterodimerization activity. Gene Ontology annotation, biological process: regulation of apoptotic process; extrinsic apoptotic signaling pathway in absence of ligand; intrinsic apoptotic signaling pathway in response to DNA damage. The record is from RefSeq and is a predicted model, not a curated record. The coding region runs from base 147 to 917 and encodes 256 amino acids. The transcript has 2 exons. Gene Ontology annotation, cellular component: mitochondrial outer membrane. Lineage: Eukaryota; Metazoa; Mollusca; Gastropoda; Lepetellida; Haliotidae.
GUACAGAGCUGAUUUGGGUAUUUAGACUUACGACCGGCUAAUCAUCCCGACCAAGAAGUAUAGAUCAGAUUGUUGCAUGCUAAAUACGAAUUAUGCGUUGAAGAUUUAAUAAGUGCACGUAAGACGAUAAAACAAGCUGGUCCGUCAUGGAAGUCGACGAUUGUGCUGGAGUUUCCGUCAGUUGGCGACAGGCGACGAAUUCGAAGGGAGCUGUCAAAGCAGACGACAGUACUCGCGCAGGCGCAGACGUGACUCCGUGGAUUGUCGUCUGCUUGACUAACCACGUGAGAAAGGUUUUGUCAUUUGUUAUGGAAACGUUUGGAAUGCAGACAAGCUCGGAACCACUGCUGCCACAGUCAACCAUAACGACUAUGAUGGAAGAGGCUAAACACAUAUGCAAGGAUUAUACAUACCAGCGACUGUCAGAAAAAGAUAUGACGAAGAAAUUACCGUUUGGAGGCUGUAAUUCAGAGCUGUCUGAAAGCUAUAUCAACGCGGGACAGGUGCUGGAGAAAAUGUACCCUCGUGUUUACACGGACGUUUCAAGGAAGAUUGGCAGAACUAUGAGUAGCGCAGGUAUUGUGAAAGCAACUCUGAACGACGUGUUGAACAUACUCUUCCGUGAUUCCAUUACUUGGGGUAAAAUUGUGUCAAUGUUCGCGAUAAGUAGUUCCUUUGCCGAGGAGUGCGUUCAACAAGGACACCCUGAUUUCGUCAACGACGUAGUCGACACGGUUGGGGGAUUUGUCGUCAUGCACCUCGUGGAAUGGCUUGUAAAACAAGGUGGAUGGAAGGGUCUCGACAGCGCCUUCAAGGAGAACAAGGACGUCAUUAGCCCCACCUUCCUCAUCGGCAUGGUCGGGGCCUUCGUCGGCUUCGUCACAGUCACCAUCUCCUUCAUCGUUGAGCUGCGGUGACAGACGGUCCACGCCCGCCAUCGUGUUGUGUGGAUGAGGACAGCUCUCGUGUUGCGACAUGUAUUGUGCAGGGAUGUAAGCCUUAAUCAUGGACCGCAGACAUAAAGCUUGACUGAUGAUAGAAGUCACGUCCGUCGUAAUCAGAUGUCUUUCCACGUCAAAUUACCGGAUGAAUACAGCAUGAUUGUGCUUAAGAGAAUACACCAGUUCUUUGCCAUCCUCUACCGGAAUCCCCAUCCUCAGGAGAAAUAUACGGAGUGUCCAACUGGUUCAUUUUCUUCAACAUUGACCGUCGUCCAGAUUGGUCCAAAAGAGACUUUUCAAAUUUGGUGAAAUUGGACAAAAGAUCAAACGACAUGAUGGUCCGUUGAACAUGACAUUUGCCACUCGGCGACCGGCUGAUGUUGACCAUCCUUUACUUCUAAAAAACUCUUAUGAUGAAACUAUCAUAACCAGGGACCUAUAUAUUCAGUGUGUGUGCGUUUGCGUGUGCGUGUGUGAUGAUUUUGUCACUGUAUGCUUCAAAACACAACCUUUGCGUUAUACCGAUCGGACGGUGGGGUAGCCAAUUCCUAUUACAGCAUUCGCUCGUCACGGGUUAGAUUCCCCACGUGGGUAUACAUGUAUUUUGUGAGGACCAUUUCUGGUGUCCUCUGCCGUGAGGCCCUUGAUAUUUAUUGAAUGCUCCGUUAAUGUUGGUUCCGCAUCGCCUGGACGGUGUUAACACGUCCCAAUGAUUGACGAAUGGCUUCAAGCUGGGCUGACAUUGCUUGAUAUUGAAAGCUCAACAUAUGUCGACGUUGAAAAAGACAAGCCCUUGCUGUUAUAUUCUGAUGAUUAGCGAUUGCAUUGGGUGAGUGAGUGAGUGAGUUGGGUUUAACGCCGCUUUUAACAGUAUUCCAGUUAUAUCACGGCGUGUCAGCUUAAUGUGGGAGGAAAGCCCGAAGUG